Messenger RNA from Metarhizium brunneum ARSEF 3297, 1407 nucleotides. Lineage: Eukaryota; Fungi; Ascomycota; Sordariomycetes; Hypocreales; Clavicipitaceae. The record is from RefSeq and is a predicted model, not a curated record.
AUGCCCAUGUAUGCAGACGUUGUUAUAAUUCAGUGCGUCUAUUGGGACUACAAUACUGAUCUCGCUUAUCAGCGACCCGCAAGGCUCGACGUGGAUCUGCAUGCUAUGACAGCGCCCUCACUCCUUAUACGUAAACUGUAUAAUACCGGGCAUACGAAUCAUGACGUGCCUGUUAUGAAACAGUACAAUGGUCUGAAUGAGGCAGAUGUUCUGUCUAAGUGCGUUGCAGAAGAAAUACCACUUCAUGCCCUUGAACACUACACGCAAGGCCCAGACCAGGCGGUAGCCCUAAGGCGUCGUGUCCUGGCCAAAUUUCUUGCCAUCACAGGGCUCAGUGGAAAAAGUCUUGCGAAAUUACCGCACCAGAACUACAACUGGGAUCUCGUCGUUGGCUCCUAUUGUGAAAACGUAAUUGGGUACAUGCCGGUCCCGGUUGGCGUGGCUGGCCCUGUCUUGAUUGAUUCAAAGAAUUUUUUUAUCCCUAUGGCUACAACAGAGGGCGCACUUAUUGCUAGUACGAAUAGAGGCUGCAAGGCAAUUAACAACGCAGGCGGCGUCACUACGAAUCUAACCGAUGAUGGCAUCACCCGUGGUCCAUGCGUCCAAUUCCCCGGUACAGAACGAGCAGCUUUUGCCAAGAAUUGGAUUAGCUCACACGAGGGCCAGGUCAUCUUGCGCGAUGCUUUUGAGAGCACCAGUAAUAUUGCCAAGUUGCGAAGGGUCAAUGCAAGCAUUGCUGGGAGAAGUCUAUAUAUCCGGUUCAAGGCGACAACCGGCGACGCCAUGGGUAUGAACAUGAUUUCAAAAGGUGUCGAAAAUGCCCUGCGAGUUAUGAGCCAAGACCCCAAGUUUGAAGACAUGCGAGUCGUUUCUUUGUCUGGCAACUACUGCACAGACAAAAAAGCUUCUGCGCUCAAUUGGAUCGAAGGUAGAGGUAAGAGUGUCGUAGCAGAAGCUGUUAUCCCACAUCAAGCUGUUCAAUCAGUCUUAAAAUGCACCGCCGAAGCAAUGGUUCGAAUCAAUAAUUCAAAGAAUCUUGUCGGCUCGGCGAUGGCAGGAGUUAUUGGCGGGUAUAAUGCUCAUGCCGCCAAUAUUGUCGCCGCCAUCUUCAUCGCUACCGGGCAGGAUCCAGCACAGGUCGUGGAAAGCGCAAAUUGCAUAACUCUCAUGGAGUGCAACUGCGUCGAUAAUUCAUUACGUGUAUCAGUCACCAUGCCCUCCCUUGAAGUCGGCACUGUAGGGGGGGGGCACAGUGCUGGAGCCCCAGAGCUCCAUGCUAGAGAUGCUUGGCGUGGCCGGCGCGCAUCCUACAGAAACAGGCCGGAACGCCCAGUGCCUAGCAAGCAUUAUUGCGGCGGCAACUCUCGCCGGGGAGGUGUCCCUGUGUGCCGCCCUGACGAGUGGUGA